AUGUCGGUAAACUGCACAAUUCUCCGAAGACUCGUUUGUCAUCCUCAUUUGGAACGCAACGCACCGGCACUCGGUCCGCCACGGCCCACAAAGAGAUCUCGUCACGUGCUGCGCGCGCCCUCUGGUUUUUGGUUUUGGAUUCUGUCAUGCUCGUUUAUCUCGUUCCCUCUCGUUCCUGUGCGCGUUUCUUUUUUCCACCAUAUAAGCCCGCGUUUUCGUCUCAGCCCAUCAAGCAUGAGUUUGUCUUCAGUAUACCAUGAUUACAGCCUGUUCACUAACGGGACAACUUUUGCUGAUGCAUACUCCAAUUUUGCUCAGCUUCCUCAGUUGAACGUUUUGGAAAAAAUUUGGGGUGCUUACUAUUAUUAUAUGGGAAAUGAUGUGUUUGCAACUGGUCUUCUUUUCUUUUCCGUUCAUGAAUUCAUGUACUUUUUCCGGUGCUUACCAUGGGCCAUAAUUGACCGUAUCCCUUACUUCAACAAGUACAAGAUCCAGGAAACCAAACUUCCUUCUAAUCAGGAACAAUGGGAAUGUCUCAAGUCUGUUUUAACAUCGCAUUUUUUGGUGGAAGCUUUUCCAUGUUGGUUUUUCCAUCCAGUUUGCAAAAAGUUGGGAAUCAGCUUUGAAGUUCCAUUCCCCUCGUGGACCACCAUUUGUUUCCAUUUGGCGGUAUUUUUCGUGUUGGAAGACGCAUGGCAUUACUGGUUCCAUCGUGGAUUACACUAUGGUGUUUUCUACAAAUACAUUCACAAGCAACAUCACCGGUAUGCUGCGCCUUUUGGCUUGACUGCCGAGUACGCCCACCCAAUUGAGGUGAUGCUUCUUGGUUUUGGUACCGUUGGUAUUCCAAUUGUAUGGUGUAUGUUGACUGGUAGCUUGCAUCUUUUCACUGUUUGUCUCUGGAUCACCUUGAGAUUGUUCCAAGCUGUGGAUUCUCAUUCGGGUUACGAAUUUCCAUGGUCUUUACACCACUUUUUGCCAUUCUGGGCUGGCGCAGAUCAUCACGACGAGCACCAUCAUUACUUUAUUGGAAGUUACAGUUCUUCUUUCAGAUGGUGGGAUGCAGUGUUGAACACCGAGGCCGGUCCUGCUGGAAAGGCCAAGCGUGAACAAAAGAUGAAGCUGAGAGCGGAGAUGGCACAGAAGAAGCAGAUUUAA
This is a messenger RNA of Meyerozyma guilliermondii ATCC 6260, 1158 nucleotides long. RefSeq names its product methylsterol monooxygenase (gene ERG25). Gene Ontology annotation, molecular function: C-4 methylsterol oxidase activity; iron ion binding. The transcript has a single exon. The record is from RefSeq and is a predicted model, not a curated record. Bases 1 to 1158 code for a protein of 385 amino acids. Gene Ontology annotation, biological process: ergosterol biosynthetic process. Lineage: Eukaryota; Fungi; Ascomycota; Pichiomycetes; Serinales; Debaryomycetaceae.